AUGAAGAUUGUGAAUGUUGAGUCAACAUUCAACAUUCACAAUCUUCAUUUUUUUUUAUAUGAAACAUUUAUUUUGAUUCCUAGGCAAACACCCAUCCAAUUUGGUUUACAAUUUUUCAAAUUUGGGGGAAAAAGAGAUUAUGAUGAGGCUUGUGAAGAUUGGGAUCCCUCAAUAGGAGUUGACCAAACAAAUGGUAAUAGUAAUUUUAAUAAUGAAUUCUCAAAUAAUGGAAUUGAUUCAAGUAAUGGUAAUUUCAAUCAAUUCAAUACUAAUACUAAUAACAAUAAUAAUAAUAAUAAUAAUAAUAUUAAUAGUAAUUUAAAUAAUGGUUUAAAUAUUAAUAGUAAUAAUAAUAAUAAUAAUAAUAAUAAUAAUAAUCUAAUUAACAAUAGUAAUAAUAAUAAUAAUAAUAAUAACAAUUCAUUAUCAACUAGUUUAUCAAAUAAUUCAGUACCAUUAACAAUAUCAAGUAAUAAUCAAAAUUCUUUAGUUCCAUCUAAUAAUAAUAAUAAUUCAACCAACAAUAAUAACAAUAAUAAUAAUAAUAAUAAUAAUUCAACAACCAAUAACACAAGUACAACUACAACCACAGGAUCAACAUCAACAUCAAUUACAACGACAACUACAAGUGGUACCAGUAAAAAAGGUGAAAGAAAGCGUACUAAAUUUCCAGAGGAAGAAGUUAAAGUUUUAUGUGAUUUGGUUAUAUUAUUUGGAAAAGAUGUUAGAACCAUACUGACAUUUAAACCAUUUAGUGGCGGAAAGUAUUCAGAAAGACAAAUCUAUGAUAAAGUGCGUGCAUUGAAAAGAACUGGUUUAGUACCAACUAAUCCAACAUCUGAUGAUAUUAAAAAAUCUAGAUUUGAUUUGGGUAUUGCUGAUAAUGUUGAUAUUCAAUCUUUGAAAAGUACUAAAAAAGGAAGACUUUCAAAUUAUGUUUCAAAUAGUUCACAAUCUUCUGAUUCUGAUUAUUCAUCUUCUGAUCAUGAAGAUGAUGAUUAUAUACCAAAUUCAACUUUAUCAUCUUCCUCAACUUUACCAAUUCCUUCAAAUCCAAAUUCAAAUAAACGUUUAAUUAUAUCACGUAAUCCUAAUCAGUUAAGUUCAACAAAUGUAAAUAAUAAUAUUAAUAAUAGUGGUGGUAGUAGUAAUAAUAAUAAUAAUAGUAAUAGUAUAAAUAAUAAUAAUAAUAAUAAUAUAAAUAAUAUAAAUAAUAAUAAUAAUAAUAUUAAUAAUAAUAAUAGUAAUAAUAAUAAUAAUAAUAAUAAUAAUAUUAACAAUAAUAAUAAUAGUAAUAAUAGUAAUAGUAUUCAUAAUAAUAAUAAUAAUAGUAAUAAUAAUAAUAAUAAUAAUAAUAAUAAUAAUAAUAAUAAUAAUAAUAAUAAUAAUAAUAAUAAUAAUAUUAUUAAUAGUAAUAGUAAUAAUAAUAAUAAUAAUUCAAAUGGUAAUAUUACACCAACAACACCAGUAACAAGUAGUCGUAGAAGUAUUCAAAUUUUACAAGAAAAUGCAAAUCAUUUAAUUUCACAAAUUCAAAAUCAAAUGUCAACAACUCCACCAAUUACACCGACAUCUCAUCAUAAUGCAAUUCCAAUUCAAUCAUUAUCAAACGAAAUAAUCAAUACACCCUCAAGAACACGUGAGAGGGAUAGAAUAGAAAAAGAAAAGGAAAAAUUGGAAAAAGAAAGACUUGAAAAAUUGGAACAAAAAGAAAAAGAGAGAUUGGAAAAAUUGGAGAAAAAGAAUCAACAAAAAUUAUUAGAACAACAAAAAGAACAACAACAAAAAGAACAACAACAACAACAAAAACAACAAAAAAAUAAUCGCCAUCAUCUUGAUUUAACAGAUGAUGAGGAUGAGGAUGAUGAUGAAAAUUCAUUAAAAAGUGAUAACUCAAAUAAUGAAAAAGAUGUAAAUUUAAGUAAUAAUAGUAGUAAUAAAGGUAGUGGUAAAUUAAAUUUAACUGGUAAUAGUGUUUUUGAUUAUUACUCAACUGGUCAUAAUUUAUCAUUAUAUAAAUCAAUAAAAACAAGUCCAUCUUCAAUGGUAACAAUACCAUCACCAUCCUCUUCAUGUUCAUCAACCAGUAGUAUUAUUGGUUCAAGUAGUAGUAGUGGUGGUGGUGGCGGAAGUAGUGGUGUUAUAGGUAUAAGUAGUAAAUAUAAUUAUUCAUUUAAUCCAUUCACAACAACUUCAAUAACAUCAUUAUUACCUACAACUGUAAAUAGUAAUUCAAAUAGUAGUGGUAAUGGUAGUAGUAAUAAUAGUACACCUAUUGUUAAUGUAAUCUCUACUUCAAAUUCAAAUUCAAAUUCAAAUAGCUUCUUUAAAUAUGAAACCGAUAAUAACCUCUUUAUAUAUUAUCCAUUUUUUAAUCAAAAUACAAAUUCAAAUAAUUAUACUUUUGAAAGAGAUUUAUUAACACUUACUGUAGAGGUACCUUCAAUUUUUGAUUGGAUAAAGGAUAAACAACCACAAAAUAUUGAUAAAAAAAUUAAAAUUGAAUUUCCACAUCCAGGUAAAAAUUAUGGACCACCAAGAAAAGUAAACAAAUUACCUGAAGGUAUAAAUGGUGUUGGUUUUAUUUUUGAAAAGAUUAAGCAAGGAAGUGUUGAUUUUGAUAUUUCAAUAUUAUAA
Messenger RNA from Dictyostelium discoideum AX4, 2637 nucleotides. RefSeq lists its product as hypothetical. The record is from RefSeq and is a predicted model, not a curated record. NCBI's taxonomy places the organism in Eukaryota, Evosea, Eumycetozoa, Dictyosteliales, Dictyosteliaceae. The coding region runs from base 1 to 2637 and encodes 878 amino acids. The transcript has 4 exons.